UACCUACUCUCUUUGUUUUUCAUCCUCUACCACGUUCCACCACCAUUUUCAUAUUCUGCUCAAUUAUUUAAAUAUAAUUUUAAUUCUUCUGGAGAUAAAUUUAUUUUUAUUUUUUUAUAUUCCAUCUCAUAAACAAAUACUCAUAUGAAACGUAAAAUAGUAAGAAUAUGCAAUGCAAAUUCUUAAGCAUAUAAAGAUGGUAUGACAAUAAUUUCAAUGCUAACCAUUAAUUUCUUUUAUAUAUAACCUUAACCAAAAAUAAAAAAAAGUUGGUUUUGUCAAAUAGCCCCUUCCUAAUAUCUUAGGGAGGAGGGACUUUAAUUCUAUCCAUACACAUUUGAUAUUAGUUUGUAUUGAAUAAUGGGGGAGAUUGUUAAACAAAUCUUGACACGACCAGUACAAUUAGCAGAUCAAAUAACAAAAGCAGUGGAUGAAGCUAUACAAUUCAAACAAGAAUGCAUUGAAUUACAAUCAAAGACAAAAAAGUUAGCAGACUUGAUUCGACAAGCAGCUCGUGCUAGUAAUGAUCUGUAUGAAAGGCCAACACGUCGAAUCAUCGACGAUACUGAACAAGUUCUUGAUAAAGUCAUGGCUCUUGUUGACAAAUGUCGAACACGAUCCCUUCUUAAGCGUGUGUUUACAAUUAUUCCUAAUGCAGCUUUUCGAAAGAUGAUUUCUCAACUUGAUAACUCUAUUGGUGAUGUUACAUGGCUUUUACGUGUGUCUGCCCCUAAGAAUGAUGAUGAUGAUUCAGAUAUUGGAUACCUUGGAUUACCACCUAUUGCUGUAAAUGAGCCUAUUCUUUGUUUGAUUUGGGAACAGAUAGCUAACCUUUCAUCAGGUUUGUCUGAUGAUCGGUGUGAAGCAGCUGCUUCAUUGGCUUCUUUGGCUAGGGAUAAUGAACGAUAUGGGAAAUUGAUUAUUGAAGAAGGUGGUGUGGGACCACUUUUAAAGCUUGCAAAGGAAGGAAAACCAAAAGGUCAAGAGAAUGCAGCACGUUGUAUUGGAUUACUAGGACGAGAUAUGGAAAGUGUGGAACAAAUUGUUAAUGCUGGAGUUUGUUCUGUUUUUGCUAAGAUGCUAAAAGAUGGACAAAUGAAGGUACAAGCUGUAGUGGCUUGGGCGGUGUCUGAAUUGGCUGCCCAUCAUCGGAAAUGUCAGGAUCAUUUUGCACAGAAUAAUGUAAUCAGGUUACUUGUAAGUCAUUUAGCUUUUGAGACAAUUGAAGAGCAUAGCAGGUAUACAAUUGCAAAGCGUAAAAAAACAUCAAUUCAUUCGGUUGUGUUGGAUAAUAAAGGGGAAUCAGAGAAAUCACCAGCUACAAGUAUUGACCAUGAGCAAGAUGAGAAGCAAUUAGCAAACAAGAUGAAGCCAGUAGUAGGAGGAAUUCAAACAGAGCAACAAAUAGCUAAUGUGGUAUCAGACACUAUGGUAAGGCGGACAUCUAAUAGCAAGAGCAAAACUGAGAAUCAAGCGCACCCACAACAUGUGUCAUUCGCUGGAAGUAGUAUUAAAGGAGGAAGAGAGUAUGAGGAUCCUGAAGUUAAAGCGGAGAUGAAAGCUAUGGCAGCACGUGCUCUAUGGCACCUAGCUAAAGAAAAUGUGUUAAUAUGUAGUAGCAUAACAGAGUCUAGGGCAUUGCUUUGUUUUGCUGUGUUGUUAGAAAAAGGCCAAGAAGAAGUGAAGUAUAAUUCAGCAAUGGCACUUAUGGAGAUCACAAGUGUAGCAGAACAAAACACAGAGUUAAGACGAACAGCAUUCAAGCCUACAUCUCCUGCAGCUAAAGCUGUGGUGGAUCAACUUCUAAAGGUAGUCACAGGAACUGAUUGUGACUUGUUGGUCCCUUGCAUCAAUUCGUUAGGUAACUUAGCAAGAACAUUUCGAGCAACAGAAACAAGAAUUAUCGAACACCUUGUCAAACUAAUCGAUGAGAGGGAAACAGAAGUGAUGCUAGCUGCUGUGAACGCCCUCAUUAAAUUUGCUUCCACCGACAAUUACCUUCAUAUUUUGCAUUGUAAGUCUAUCAUACUAGGGAAUGGAGUAAAACCAUUGAUACAAUUGGUGUAUUUAGGUGAACAAGGUAUUCAAAUUCAAGCAUUGAUAUUAAUGUGUUAUAUAGCAAUUCAUGUUCCUGAUUGCGAAGCGCUCGCAAAAGAUGGGCGUAAUGUCUUAGAAUGGGCUUCCAAACAAAGCUUUUUUAUGCAAGAUCCUUUGGUGGACGAACUUCUACCAGACGCUAUUCUUAAGACUACAAUGUAUUAACUAUUCAAAUGCAGAUUCCUUCAAAUUUACUUUAUCGUUACAUGAUGUGCAUUGUAGUUGUUACAAACUUAUCAAGCCUACAGAUUUUCCUUUUUUUUUUUUGAAAUAUCCAUCUAAUGGAGUGUAUAUAUAUACAAA
Messenger RNA from Amaranthus tricolor (Joseph's coat), 2400 nucleotides. RefSeq lists its product as uncharacterized. Lineage: Eukaryota; Viridiplantae; Streptophyta; Magnoliopsida; Caryophyllales; Amaranthaceae. Gene Ontology annotation, biological process: cell surface receptor signaling pathway. The record is from RefSeq and is a predicted model, not a curated record. Gene Ontology annotation, molecular function: protein binding. Bases 361 to 2262 code for a protein of 633 amino acids. The transcript is spliced from 2 exons.